Zingiber officinale is the source of this 4313-nucleotide messenger RNA. RefSeq names its product probable fructokinase-6, chloroplastic. Gene Ontology annotation, biological process: Golgi organization; fructose metabolic process; retrograde transport, vesicle recycling within Golgi. The transcript has 16 exons. Gene Ontology annotation, cellular component: cytosol; Golgi membrane; Golgi cisterna. NCBI's taxonomy places the organism in Eukaryota, Viridiplantae, Streptophyta, Magnoliopsida, Zingiberales, Zingiberaceae. Gene Ontology annotation, molecular function: fructokinase activity. The record is from RefSeq and is a predicted model, not a curated record. Bases 82 to 1959 code for a protein of 625 amino acids.
UGCCACCGAACGAGAGCGAUAACCCGUAUAAAUAAAUCUCGAACACACAAACAGGGUCCUGCAGUCCUCCACAGACCGGCCAUGGCGAAUUGGAUCUCCUCCAAGCUCAAGGUUGCCGAGUCCAUCCUCCAACAGAUCGAUCAGCAAGCGGCCGAGUCGCUGGGCAAGGGCGACGGCUCCGCACUCCCCACCGGCGCUGUCCCCGAAGAGAUCUCCCAGAAGGCCGACCAGUCUCGCCCCCUCAAGUACCAACUGCCCAAGAAGGCGUCGCCGCCGUGGCACUCGCCCGGUGUUGCUGCUCAGGUCAGCGCGCCGCCAUCUCCGAGCGUUACCAGGCCGUCCGCGGCGGACGAAGAUUGGACCGAGAUCCUCAGUUCCUCCGAUCCGGUCAACUCGCCUCUCGGCACUACCCUCGGCGGAGGGAGCAGAAAGGCGGCUGCGUUGCCCUCGUCCGUCGACAGGGGUGCUCGUAAGGGAUCUGGUGGUUUCGUGAAGCCUACCGGGAAAGCAGAGGUUGCCGACCGUGGUGAAUCUGUUGCCGAUAAUGCACCUGGAGAUGGGGAUCGACCCUCCCGCAGGUCUUCUAGCUUGUUGGAUUUGACGAAGGAAUUAUUUAAGCAAGAAUUCCACGGAGGUGCUGCCGAUCAUAGUCCGUCUCGUAGUUCUGAUGCAGAUUCUAAAAUCUUAAAUGUGAAGAAGAGUGCUGAUACUGGUGAUGGUAGUAAUAGUAAGAACAUGGAUGUCAGACCUUCAGGUGCUCAUGUUCAGUCGAGAAGCUCUUCUGAGAGUGCUGAGGAAUCAAGUGAUUCGGUUUCGACAUCAGAUUCAGAUGAGGAAAUAAGGUUGAAGAGGGAAGAGAGGAGGAGAAAGAAAGAACAAAUGCUAGCUGAGAAAAUGGCGGCUGUUGCUGCAGAGGCCAUCAGGGAACGGGAGAAUAUUGUUGCCAGGUUAGAGGGUGAGAAGCAGAGUUUGGAGAAAAUACUUGAGGAGCGCGAGAAAAAACAAGCACAGGAGGCCUCAGAAUUGCAGAUGAGUAUGUUUCAAACUAUGGAAGCAGUUGAAAGAGAGAAGCGGAAGCAUAACAGUACAAUGAUGGAAGCAAUAACUCUGUUGGCUGAGCUUGAGACUGUAAAUGCUGAGCUAGCUACAUCUCUAGCAACAGCUCAAAUAACGCUGGAAAGAGAAGUAACUAAGGUGGGAGAACUUCGUCAACAAGUUGAGCUAAAAGAGGUUGCUAUUGAAGAACACAGAAGGAGCAUCUUGAAGAUUCAACAGAAUUCCCCUUCUCUAGAUGAAGCAGUAUCAUUACAAAAUUCCCAAAUCAAACAAGAAAUUCUUGAUGCUGAAUACUCGUUUGUAUGUGAAAAAUUGUCAAAAUUAAAGGACAAGGCAAAGAUGCUGGAAGAGAAUGUGGAAAUGAUGAGAAGAGGCAUCACACGCCCAACUGAAAUUGAGAUUGAACUUAAGAAGAGGCUCGAACAACUAACUGAUCGAUUGAUACAGAAGCAGUCACAGGUUGAGUCUCUUUCCUCUGAGAAAGCUACAUUGGUGCUUAGGAUCGAGACAGUUUCGAGAUUACUCGACGAAGAUGAACUUCCACUGCAAUCAACUGAUCUCGCACAAAAUUCAGAUGCAACCGGUUCAUUCGAAAUGGCCGACAUCGAGUCUGGAAUAUGGCGACCGUCUAGUUCAUCUUUUCAACCAGUAAUCAUCCGCGACAAAAUAAGAGCUGGGCGGAGGCAAUUAGGAUCAGUUCUUCAACAAUUGGAUCUCGUAUUCUCCAUCGGCAUGGUGUACCUGAGAAGAAACCAGAAGGCCCAGGUUUUGGCGUUUCUUUAUCUCUUAUGCCUCCAUUUUUGGGUGUUCUUCAUAUUGAAUUCUAGUUCCCAUAUCUCAGACGGCACUAAAUCCGGUGCUGUUUUCUCUCUAGAAACCAUCAAUAACACAUCCAACCCCUGAUGGCCUUUUCCAUGCCAUACAUACAUCGUUAUAUGAUGUAUAUCCCAUUUGAUAUGAGGAUAUUGCUUAAACAAAAAUCCUUUUAUUUUUUUCAUUUUAAAUAUAUUUUUUGUAUAUUUGAUGAAUGAUAUAUAGGCAUCGCAGUCCAUGAACCUUCUUCAUCCACGACAUCGUGAAGGGUUGGUGCUUUCACCACAUGACACUUACUUGCACUAACUAAAGCAUUUUAUUUUAUUUUUUCCAAUUUUGCAAAAAUAUAUGCAUAUUUAUUUUAUCUUUUUUUUUUCAUUCAUGCCCCUACUCGUAAUUCGUGCUCCCGGCUAAUUAAUUAGAUUCCAAAUCUGUUUUGUUUUAUAUUAAAAUAAAAAAAAUAACUCACCUUGUUACGGAAAUACAUUUAAGGAUUAAUAUAUUUUGAUUACGAUGAUCUUAGACAUCCCUUAUAAUCUAUCCUCGUAUAAUUCAUUUUUUUUUAAAAAAAAUUAUAUAUGAUUAACUAGGUUUAAUAAUGUUGAGCUGGGAUGACCGGUUCAGUCUGAAGUUUUCUAAUAAGUAUUAGGUAUCAAAAUACAUUAAGAAGUACAUACGACUAACGAUUUAGAAGUCCGACUUCCUAUAAAGGAAUCUUAUAAUUCGUCCAGGUCACUGUUUAUAGAAUUGUGAGUACUUUUCAAAAAUCGAUAAAAUUUAGAGGUGUGAAAUGAAAUUUCCUGAAAGACGAUUGUUAAAUGAUCUCAUUGGUUCGUCCUCUGUUUCCUGUUCGUAUGAACACACGAGAUCAACCCUCGUGGUUUAUUACAGUCAAUGCCAAAGAAUACUACCCCCUACUAACAUCAUCUCCGAAGCUCCUCGCCUCACCACCGUCUCCUCUGUCGCCGUCGCAUUCCUCCGGAAUGCGAAAAUAGCAAACGCCCUCUUUUGGUUUGGCAUCCUCCUCCCGUGUCGGAGUCGCGACUCACUUCCUCCAAUGCUUCUCCAAGCCGCCGCUCCCUGCUUCCCCGGCGUCGCUUCCGGAGCCCGCGCCCGGAUCCGCUCCGAGAACUUCACUUCUCGAAGGCUCCCUCUUCCGUCUCCCUCUCCGAUUCGUAAACGCUCAGGUUGUAUAAGAGCAGUUUCGGCCAUUAAUGUUUCUCCUGAGAACGAGGAUUCUCCAUCUGUAGUAUGCUUUGGAGAAUUGCUUAUUGAUUUUGUUCCAACUAUUAGCGGAUUAUCAUUAGCUGAAGCGCCGGCUUUCAAGAAAGCAGCUGGAGGAGCUCCUGCUAAUGUUGCUGUUGGGAUAGCUCGUCUUGGAGGUUCUUCAGCAUUCAUUGGGAAAGUUGGAGAUGAUGAAUUUGGGUAUAUGCUCUCUGACAUUUUAAAGGAAAAUAAUGUUAACAAUCAGGGGCUGCGAUUUGACCCUGGUGCCCGUACAGCUUUAGCUUUUGUUACAUUGAGAAGUGAUGGUGAACGUGAAUUCAUGUUUUAUCGGAAUCCUAGUGCUGAUAUGCUUCUAGAAGAAUCAGAACUGGAUCUUGAUCUUAUUAGGAAGGCUAAGAUCUUCCAUUAUGGAUCCAUUAGCCUUAUUACUGAACCGUGCAAGUCCGCACACAUCUCUGCAGCUAAAACUGCCAAAGAGGCUGGUGCACUUUUGUCAUACGACCCCAAUCUAAGACUCCCAUUAUGGCCAUCUGCGGAUAGUGCAAGAGAUGGAAUAUUGAGUAUAUGGGAUACAGCUGAUAUCAUCAAGAUAAGUGAAGAAGAAAUUUCCUUUCUAACACAAGGAGAAGACCCUUAUGAUGAUGCUGUUGUGUGGAAAUUAUUUCAUCAAAAUCUUAAAUUGUUACUUGUAACAGAAGGCCCUGAUGGUUGCAGAUAUUACUCAAAGGACUUCUCUGGUAGAGUUGGCGGAUUCGAAGUUGAACAAGUGGACACUACUGGCGCUGGGGAUGCCUUCGUUGCUGGAAUUUUAUCCCAGUUAGCAAGUGACAUAUCGAUACUCCAGGAUGAAGCAAGGCUUAGAGAAGCCCUUAAAUUUGCGAAUGCUUGUGGAGCUUUGACUGUGACGGAAAGGGGUGCGAUCCCAGCUUUACCGACUCGAGAAGCAGUUCUGAGUGCCAUGCUCAAUAUGGCUGCAUAAAUUUGAGUUCUUGUAUUUGUCUCUCUCUCUGCAGAUAUCCUUUCCCAAGCCAUUAGAUAUUAGAUUGAAGAGACUUUAUUCGAUGAAGCAAUCAUCUCCCAACUCUGCGUUGAUCAAUCAAGAAGAAUACUUGUUCUUGGACUCUUCAUUUCUUCUCAAAGAGAUGUAAGUUCUCUUAACAAUCUGAAUGCUUCUUUCAUUACAAUAUAUAUAGUCAAUUAAUUUUUGGUUCUAACUA